Messenger RNA from Solanum pennellii, 1578 nucleotides. Its product is annotated as N-glycosylase/DNA lyase OGG1. Gene Ontology annotation, molecular function: damaged DNA binding; 8-oxo-7,8-dihydroguanine DNA N-glycosylase activity. The transcript is spliced from 4 exons. Lineage: Eukaryota; Viridiplantae; Streptophyta; Magnoliopsida; Solanales; Solanaceae. Gene Ontology annotation, biological process: base-excision repair, AP site formation; nucleotide-excision repair; base-excision repair. The coding region runs from base 70 to 1242 and encodes 390 amino acids. The record is from RefSeq and is a predicted model, not a curated record. Gene Ontology annotation, cellular component: nucleus.
AACAAGGAGCAAAUUAACCAAUCGUUCCUCAGUAGCCUCCAUUGUGCGAGCUCUUUGCUUUUUCCAUAGAUGCAAUCAGUAAGAACUCUGUCGAUCAUGAAGAAACCAACAAUCAUGGCUUCAACCCCAUCAACUCCACCAUCUCCACAAUCUCUCCCUUCCAAAACCACAUCUUUGAGAACCCUUUCUUCCAAAAAACCAAGAAAUAUUCUCACAAAUCCAAUCCCAGAAGAAGAUCCCAAAUGGGUACCCCUAAACUUAUCAAAAUCAGAACUUUACUUGCCCCUCACUUUCCCAACAGGCCAAACAUUCAGGUGGAAACAGACAGGACCCAUUCAGUAUACUGGUGUUGUUGGUAGGUCCCACUUGGUUUCACUGAAGCAGCUUGACAAUGGUGAUGUUGGGUACUAUUUCCAUUGCACUACCUCUGACUCUGACUCUGAAUCUGAAUCUGCUGCUGAUGCUAGGGUAGCCCUUCUUGAUUUUCUUAAUGUGGGUAUUUCUUUAACUGAGGUUUGGGAGAGUUUUAAGGCUUCUGAUAAAAGAUUUGCUGAAUUGGCUAUUCAUUUGGAAGGUGCUAGAGUACUAAGGCAAGACCCUAUUGAGUGUCUUAUUCAGUUUAUUUGCUCAUCUAAUAACAAUAUCAAGAGAAUUACUAUGAUGGUUGAUUUUAUUUCAUCAUUGGGGAAUUAUUUGGGAGCUGUUGGAGGUUUCAAGUUUUAUGAGUUUCCUUCACUGGAAAGGUUGGCAAUGGUUUCUGAACAAGAGCUAAGAGCUGCUGGUUUUGGUUACAGGGCUAAAUAUAUAGUAGGUACUGUGGAAGCACUGAAAUCAAAGCCUGGUGGAGGUAUGGAGUGGCUUGCUGCACUUCGCAAAGUAGAUCUUCCUGAGGCCAUUGUUUCGCUGUGCUCUCUACCUGGUGUUGGUCCUAAAGUCGCAGCAUGUAUUGCUCUCUUCUCUCUGGAUCAGCACCAUGCUAUUCCAGUUGAUACUCAUGUGUGGAAGAUCGCGACCAGAUACCUCCUCCCUGAACUGGCAGGAACCAGUCUUACGCCUAAACUUUGCAAUCAUGUGGCAGAUGCUUUUGUGAGGACAUAUGGAAAAUAUGCUGGUUGGGCUCAAACUCUGCUUUUUAUUGCAGAACUACCUUCACAGAAAGCACUGUUGAAUUCUACGGAAGAGAAGUCUCCUAAUUCUAGAAAGAGAAAACUGGGUGGGAUCACAAAGGUCCCCAAAGAAUGAUAUGUCAUGCUUGUGUUUUCAUGCUCGAAGUUAGAUUUAAUCUACGUGCAGAUCUGAUGAAGACUGUUUUUUCUAGUUCUCACCACCGAGGCAUGGCAAAAAGCAUCUAGCAGGUGAGCAUUUUGCAUGAAGUCAGUGUUCCAUAAUUAUUUAAUCGGUGGCGACUUACAGCCUAAUUUUGUAAGUAGGGUAUUUGUUAUUCUGUUUCAGUAGUUCCAAUUUGAACGUUCAGGCUGCUAAAGUUUCACAUAUUGAAAUGUGUAGGACUUCCUUCUGUAAGAAUGUAUUAAUUUGCAUUAACUAUAUGUUGUGUGUUAAAUUGGUUGAAGGCUUCAA